UCUUGCUCAUAGAUGGCUCAUUCCAAACCUCUGCUCAUCCCGUGGCUUUGGACACAGAUUGACAGCGGGACUUAUCCUGGUGUAUGUUGGACCAACCAGGAGAAAACGGAAUUUUGCAUUCCUUGGAAACAUGCCUUGAGACAAGACUCUUCCGAUAAAGACGUUCUCAUCUUCAAGGCGUGGGCAAACGUGAGUGGCAACGGCCGCAUUAACGGAGAUCCCUCGGUUUGGAAGAGAAACUUCCGAUGUGCGCUGCAUGCUAAAAAGUUCGACUUGAUCGUGGACAACAAAAACGACACUGCAAACCCUCACAAAGUGUAUCGUUGGCCAGCUGAGUCACCUUCAGGAGGCAACUCUUCUGCCAGCCCAUCCAUCCAACCUGAGCUGGAAAGUCCUCCCAUACAAGAAAGCCAUGUUAUCCCAUUCGUGGAUGAGCUCCUCUAUUGUCCUAUCGAAGAAUCCAGCCCCAAUGAGGACAUUCUGCAGAACUGUCUUGAACAACUUAACAUCGGACCUCAAGCAGAAGACAAGUCCGCCUUUGCGCUUCCACCCGAGCAACAGGAGCUCCAGCAUCAGCUUGUGAUAGGCGGUCGCGCGUCACCAUGGCAACAAACAUAUCCAGUAGCGGCGGAGAGCGCGGUCGGCGAAGCUUGGUCGCCUGGGCAACCGGCGCAACCAAUGGAGGAAGCUGAAAAUGGGGCUUGCAGUGGACAGUUAGCGAAGCAGUUUUUAGAAUACUUUAAUAAGACCACCGAUGGAGGUCAUUUACAGACCCAAUUCAGGAUAACUGUGUACUAUAGAGGUGUGCAGGUUUCUGAGCAGAUAAUUAACAAUGAAGCUGGAUUCCGCUUAGUUUACAGGCCUGAACUGGGGGAGCCACUGUUGGACCACGAGUCGGGCCUGUCUAUUGUCUCCCUGCCAAGCCCUGUCAAUAUCAAGGAUCAAAAACAAGCCAGGUUGACCCAGUGUAUCUUGGACAACAUGGGCGAGGGAUUGGACAUAGGCGUGUCAGGCAACGUCAUUUACGGCCAGAGACGAGGUGAAAUCAAAGCUUUUUGGAGCUUCUCCAAUUUUGACGACAGCGGACACCCCCAGGAAAUCUCCAAAAUGCAGCCCCAGCCAUUUUUUCAAUUGAAGGAUUUUAUCCAAGGAAUACUGGCCUUUGUAGAGCUUGACAGCAAAGAGUGUGGCCCUUUCUCCCUCUUUAUCUGCCUGGGGGAGAAGUGGCCUGACCCAGAGAAGAUGCCUUGGAAGAAAAAACUCAUCACGGUUGAGGUGGUUCUCACUACUUUGGAGUUCUUAAAGAUGUUUGCAAUGGACGGCGGUGCAUCAUCCCUCAAAUCUGUUGAACUGCAAAUGUCACUAGAAGAGAUGAUCACAGACUGA
Messenger RNA from Nerophis lumbriciformis (worm pipefish), 1386 nucleotides. The record is from RefSeq and is a predicted model, not a curated record. NCBI's taxonomy places the organism in Eukaryota, Metazoa, Chordata, Actinopteri, Syngnathiformes, Syngnathidae.